Gorilla gorilla gorilla (western lowland gorilla) is the source of this 6123-nucleotide messenger RNA. RefSeq names its product crystallin beta-gamma domain containing 2 (gene CRYBG2). NCBI's taxonomy places the organism in Eukaryota, Metazoa, Chordata, Mammalia, Primates, Hominidae. The coding region runs from base 853 to 5340 and encodes 1495 amino acids. The record is from RefSeq and is a predicted model, not a curated record. The transcript has 19 exons.
GAUGGCCGGAGCUGCUCUGACCUAGCCCAGGGUACCACCUGCAACGUCAGCCUCAAGGCCCAAGGCCAGAGCUGCUCAGAAUGGGACAUCCAUGUAGGGGACCAUGAUGAUUUCUGGAUUUGGAAGCAACAAGGAAUCUCGGGGGGUCCUGCUCAGUCCCUGGGGCGCCUACAGAGGCCAGCGGUGGGCAGCGCCUUCGACCUGGCCAGCCAUGCCUCCCUGGGGCCUGAGAGCCUGGCCCUGGAAGUGGCCUCAGGAGAGUCUGCUCGUGCCAGGCUCCCCCCAUACCCAGGGCCUGCUCCUGGACAUGGGGAGCAGGGAUCCUCAGGCUGCACCUGUCAGCAGUCUCCACCCACAGCUUCAGAGGUCCCUCUGAGGCCUGAGCCACCCAGCAACCUGGAAGACGCACCCCUGCUGCUCCGCCCUGCAUCCUUCCCCAGGGCAGAGGGGACAAAGGGCAAGCCCGCCGCCCCAGGGACUGCCUUGCCAGAGCCUGCCCAGACCCUACACACGCGUCCCUCUUCCAGGAGGACCCGCUACUACAUCACUGUCACCCUGCUGGGGCACAGGCAAGCACCAGGGGAGGAGGGUGAAGAACCGGCCCAACCAGCUCCACACCCCUGCGGCCCUGAGGAAUCCGAGGGCUGGUGGGAGCCUCCCCAGGGGCCACGCCCCAUCACAGGGUGCCGGACGGCCCCGCCUCAGGAACCCCAGCUGAGAGCCCAAUCGCAUCAGGGGAGCACGGCCCAGCAGCAGGAACUCCAGGCUGGCUGGACACCUGGGUCCCCACGCAGACUGGAGCUGGACCACAGUGGGACAAGGACACCUCCAGACAGGUUGCCAGGGCCCCACAUGGAGGAGGCAGGUGGGCCUAUGGCCCGGGCCAAGGCCCGAGUGGUAAGUGCCACAUUGACAUGGCGGCAGCGGCCCCCCACCCAGGAAGAGAUCAAACAUGGUUUUCACAAGGUGUCCCUGGUGUCAGGGGCCCAGAUGGAAGCCCCGCAGAAGGAGAUGUUUGAGUUCAGCCGUCGAGAGGAAGUGGAAGUCAAUGGCUUUGCAACACAGGAAGAAGAGACUGUGAAUUGCCAGGGCCCUCAGGAUACAGCUGGCUCCAAGAACUUCCAGAGCCAUGGACCCAUCUUUUCCAAGAAGUACAUACCACCUCCCAAGGAGAAAAGGCCUGAGGGGAGGCUGAAGGAGGCUGUGGACCAGAGUGAUGGCAGCCGCCAAGCUCCCAGGACUGAGCCCCCAUGUGUGGGAGCUAUGGCCAGGACUGAGCUUUUGGUUCCCCUGCCUGGGCCCCGAGAGCCAAGUCCCCACCCAGGUGUAGGUCUCACCAGUGGUAGCUCCCGGAGCCUUGAGGAAUACCGAGUGACACGCACUGUGCGGACCACCACAGUGGUGGGAGGUCAUGUGGACCGGCGGGUGAGCAGCUCUGUGACUGUGAGGCCAGUGUCCUCAGGCGAGGCCCUGCCACGCGGCCGUCAGGUCGCCCGCAUGGUGCCGCCAGUGGUGGUGGGCUCCCCACCAGGCUCGCCCAGCCGCAGCCAGGCUGUGAAAGUGCUAAGUAACCUCGUGCCUGCUGGGCACAGCCCCCCUGCCAGUCACCUGCCCAGGCCCACGGCUGGCGGGCCAAGGAGCACAGGUCUGGGCAGCACAGUGGGGGCAGCCUUGAGGCAGCUGCCUGAGACCGGGACAGCAGAGCUUAAAAACAGCUCUGCCCUGGCCUCUACAGGCAUCCCAGCCAGUGCUCACCUGCCUAAGAAUCAGGAUGCCCCUGCAGCCUGUCCGGACAGAGACCAGGGCAGAGCCCCGGAUGCCAGGGCCUGUGAGCUCCGGCAGGUGCUGGGAGCCCCCAGUUCCACUGAGCUCCCUCUCCAGACUUCUCAGGGUCAAGCAUCAGUCCCCUCCUCUCCCAGACUCGAGACCCAUGUCCCCUCUCCUGGCCUAACUCACCCUGCAAAGCAGCCUGUGGUGCCCACUCACCCCAGGGCCCAGCUUACUCCCCUUGUUCUGCCCCCUAAAAAAAAGGAAGGGCCCGUGGACCCCCCUGCUGCCACCAUCCUGCCCAUGGUGAGGAGCGAGCAUGUGACAGUCCCUGGACAACCUCCUGCUCCAUCCACUACAAGAAGGAAGGAUGUCCCCAGCCCAGGAGGUCUUUCUGCUCCAUCGUCCCCAAGGAAUAAGUUUGUUCAGAACUCUGAAAAUGUCCCUGUCCUCCCCUUUACCCAGAGGGAGGUGGUGCGGGGCCCCGGUGCUCCUGCUGCCUCAUCCCCCACCCGGAAAGAGGUCGUGAAGGGCCCUGGUGCUCCUGCUGCCUCAUCUCCCACCCGGAAGGAGGUGGUGCAGGGGUCCAGUGCUUCUGCUGCCUCGUCCCCCACCUGGAAAGAGGUUGUGAAGGGCCCCGGUGCUCCUGCUGCCUCAUCUCCCACCCGGAAGGAGGUGGUGCAGGGGUCCAGUGCUCCUGCUGCCUUGUUCCCCACCCGGAAAGAGGUCGUGAAGGGCCCCAGUGCUCCUGAUGCCUCAUUUCCCACCUGGAAAGAGGUUGUGAAGGGCCCUGGUGCUCCUGCUGCCUCAUCGCCCACCCAGAAGGAGGUGGUGCAGGGGCCUGGUGCUCCUGCUGCCUUGUCCCCCAAGUCAACUGAGGUUGUCCAGGGCCCAAAAGGCAGCACUAGCAUCCAAAAAGAGGCUGUCCAGGGUAUUGCAGGCAGCCUUGCCCCGCCCCUCACCAAGGAAGAGACUCUUCAAGGCCCAAUUGCUCCUGCCACCUCACUCCCCAAACAGGAUAAGGGGGUCCAGGACUCUGAAGGGAGCCCCAUCUCAUCUCUCACCCAGAAAGAGGUUGUGCAGGACCCUGCUGCUCUCCCUGCCCCAUCUUCCUCAGUGGACAGGGUGUCCCCCAGCCCAGGAGGCACCCCUGCCCCAGUGCCAACAGGAGCAGAGGCCAGCACGGAGUCCCACCUUGUCUCUGAUCCCACUGAGGGCAAGACGUGCACAGAGACAUCAAGGGAGGAGGAUGAGGUGGCCCUGGCCGCUGACCUGGAGAUAUUCCUGGAUACCCUGCGGAGCAUGGAGCCCCCUGAGAUCCUCCGCACUCACCGGCUGCCACGAGCCCCUCGCUCCUCCUACCUGUCCAUGUACGCCACACUGCCUGCCAUUGAGGAGGACCAGCUGGGGCCAUGGGUGCUGGGCCCCGGCCCCCAGGAGGUGCCUUCACUGGAAGAGAAAGAGGAGGAGGAGGAGGAGGAACCAGAGAACCCCUAUCUGAGUGACGAUGAGAAGCUCCAGCGCAGGCAGGAGAAAGCUGGGCCCAGCCCCUCCAGGGACCUCCACCCUGCCAGACCCACCCAGGUCUCCUGCUCUCCUCUGGAGAUGAUGAAGAAGCACGUAGCAGGAACCAAGGGCCCCCACUCAGAGCUGGGAUUGGAACUGCAGGGAGGCAGCAGGCCCACUUCCCGUCUCGGAGGCAGCCUUCUGUUCGGCAGUCUGGUGCCUGCCACCAAGGAGGCCUCCACCCCGGAACCGCUGGGCACAAAACUAUCUGCUCUGCUGCCCCAUGGGGCACCAGGGCUCAGGAAGGUGGCAGGACAGUUGCCCCUGCUUUGCAGUGAAAGAUCAUCCCCAACGGAGAAGCUUGCCUGUUCCCUGCCCCUGGAGGGGUGGAGCCCAGCCUUAAAGACCCAGGGCAAGCCGAACACCAGGCCUGGAAAGGUGAUCUUCUUCUCAGAGUCUGGCUGCCAAGGCAGUAGCAGGGAGGUCUGGGGAGACAUCGUUGAUGCCUCAGGCUGGGCCCCCGUAGCCUCCAUAAGGGUAGUUCGAGGCUGCUGGGUGCUGUACGAAGAGCCAGAGUUCCGGGGUCAGAAGCUGGUCCUGCCUGAAGGAGACAUGGAACUCAGAACCCCAGGGACAAAGUGGAGUCCCCAAGGCAUCGGCUCCCUAAGGAGGGUUGUCUGGGACUACAGCACCCCGGAAAUCAGCCUCUUCUCUGAGGAGGGCCUCAAGGGGGAGCAAGUGAAGCUAACAGAGGCCUUGAAGAAUUCCCAGGGUCUGGAGAAGCCCCUGCAGGUGGCAUCUGCCACCGUCUCUGCAGGACUGUGGCUACUGUACCCCAAACCAUUAUUCGAAGACACUCCCUACAUCCUGGAACCUGGAGAGUACCCCACCUCAGAGGCCUGGGGCACAUCGGACCCCAGCGUGGGCUCCCUGAAGCCCAUGAGAUUGGGCUGCCCAAGUGUGGAGAAGCCAGGGGAGCCCAGGGCUGUGGUGUAUGAGGCCCCAGGCUUUCAGGGCCGCAGCUGGGAAGUGAGCCGAGACAUCUACAACCUUCAGCAGCCAGAGGACAGCCAGAGCCCCCACCUGGCCUCUGUGGGGUCCCUGAGAGUUCUCGGGGGCUGCUGGGUGGGCUACGAGAAGGAGGGCUUCCGGGGCCACCAGUAUCUGCUGGAGGAGGGGGAAUACCCAGACUGGUCACACUGGGGAGGCUAUGACGAGUUGCUGACCUCCCUCCGGGUCAUCCGGACGGACUUCGGGGACCCGGCCGUCGUGCUAUUUGAGGCCAUGGACUUCGAGGGGCACGGCGUGGAGGUGAGCAAGGCAUUGCCGGAUGUGGAGCUGGUGCAACACGGCCCCAGCACACAGGCCAUCCACGUGCUCAGCGGCGUGUGGGUGGCCUACCAGGAGGUGGGCUUCUCCGGGGAACAGUACGUGCUGGAGAAGGGCGUGUACCGUAACUGCGAGGACUGGGGCGCUGGCAACAGCACCCUCGCCUCGCUGCAGCCGGUCCUACAGGUCGGGGAGCACGAUCUGCACUUCGUCUCAAAGAUUCAGCUUUUCUCCCGCCCCGACUUUCUGGGCGACCACUUCUCUUUCGAAGAUGACCAGGCCGCUCUGCCCGCCUCCUUCCGACCUCAGUCCUGCCGGGUCCACGGCGGCAGCUGGAUCCUGUUUGAUGAGAAGAACUUCGAGGGUGACCAGCACAUUCUCUCUGAGGGCGAGUUCCCCACUCUCACGGCCAUGGGCUGCCUAGCCUCCACAGUCCUGGGCUCUCUCCAGAAGGUAUCCCUGCACUUUUCAGAGCCUUCCAUUUUCCUGUAUGGACUCGAGUGCUUCGAGGGGAAGGAGAUCGAGCUCAGCAGGGAGGUGCGGAGCCUGCAAGCCGAGGGCUUCAACAACCAUGUGCUGUCCGUGCGGAUCAAGGGGGGCAUUUGGGUGCUAUGUGAACACAGUGACUUCCGGGGCCGCCAGUGGCUGGUGGGAAGCUGCGAGAUCACCAACUGGCUGACCUACAGCGGCACCCAGAGGGUGGGCUCCCUCUACCCCAUCAAGCAGAUGGGGAAAUAAAGGCCCAGAGAAGUGGACACGGAUUUGCUCUGCAAUCUUGGGCAAGUACUGUACCUCCUUAGAACUUCGUUUCCUCAUCUUUAAAAUGAGGAUAACACGUGUCAUGGGUCAGUUUUGAGGAUUGAAGAUAAUGUAGGUAAAACCCUUAGAACAGUGCUUGAGUGAGUCAGCUCUCAACAAACGUUAGCUGUGAUUAUUGUUAUUACUAUUAUUACUUUUGCUGCCAUCUAAGAGCUCCAGCUGAUUUAUGGCAGAGCCAUGUCUGAUGUCUGACAGUCCAGUGUCCACCCCGUCAGGAACCCUCUUCAACACAGGUGUGUGUGCAUUUCUUUCUGUAAGUGUGUGUGCACAUCUGUAUGCCCACACCCAUCCACGCUUUUAGCAAGCAGAACUGCCUGGUAUGGAGUAGACUGCAUGGAUCUAUGGUUAGAACAUGUGAGUUGGAUGGCUGCAUAUAUCCAUGUGUUUGUGUCUUCUGUGAACUUCUGUGCCAUCAUGUGUACCAGAGGUGUAUCUGUCAGUUUGUCCCUCUGCACACAUCUGUGGGUACCUCUAUGACCAUGGAACUGUGUGUGUGUGCGUGUGUGUGUGUGUGAGAGAGAGAGAGAUACAUGUGCUCUCCGUAUGUGUGUGUAAAGAAGCAGUGACUUAGAAAUAGAGUCAAGGAAGAUUUGGGGACAGGAAGGAGGGCUUGGGAGCCUGAUACUGGAGAGUCUGGAGUUGAGGGUACUGGGGGCCCAGGUCAUCCCUCCCCGGCACCCCUGACUCUCAGCGUCUUUCUGC